GUCUAACAGGAAAGGUUUGAAGCCACUCGCACUCGCCCGCCCGGAACAAAAACGAGCAGCAGAAAACCUUAAAGAAAUGGCAUCCGUACCAUGUUCAGACAUAAGUUACAGCGUUUUAUGCAAAAGUAGAGCGAUUUCUUUGGUGGGCUUGUCUUCUUUUCCAUUAUCAGAGCCAAAGGCGGGAGCUUUACCCUACCUCUCUAGAGAUAGAGUUAUCUCACAGGGAAUUCUUAGAAAAGGAACUUUGCCUUAUAUUAGAAGGGGAUUGCAUGGCUUCGUGACAAAGAAAGUGACUACAAUUCCCAGGAGCAACAUAUCCUCAAACUCCAGUGAUGGUAGUGGUGAUGACUCCUCUAACCAAGACAAGACCCCUUUUGGAUACACAAGAAAGGAUGUUCUAUUGAUUGGUCUUGGAGUAACUCUUUUUGGAAUAGGCCUGAAAAGUGGAUUGGAGUUCUUUGGAGUUGAUCCUUUGCAGGCUGGGAAUGUUGUCCAGUUAGUCCUGGUUUUGGGUUUGACAGUAGGGUGGAUCUCAACAUACAUUUUCAGAGUUUCGAACAAGGAAAUGACCUAUGCUCAACAAUUACGAGAUUAUGAAAGCAAAGUUAUGGAGAAAAGACUGGAGAGUUUAACUGAAGCAGAGUUACAAGCACUGCUGGAACAGGUCGAAGAAGAGAAAAGCCAACCGACUCAAGGCGAGCAAAGUACCUGAAUGUUUUUAUUAUAUCUGUUCAGGAUUCAAGUACAUAUACACCUGUAUAAGAAGUGUUCUUGUACAAUUGAGAUACAUAAUCAAAUGUAGUGACCAAUAAGGGAAGACAGAUAUGGAUCAUUUUCUUGUUUGAGAUAAAAUUAUGCAAGUUGAUCGUAAAUUGUAACGCUGUCUUGGUGGCAAAAUGUAGUUGAUCUGGAAA
This is a messenger RNA of Coffea eugenioides, 914 nucleotides long. RefSeq lists its product as uncharacterized. The coding region runs from base 77 to 712 and encodes 211 amino acids. The record is from RefSeq and is a predicted model, not a curated record. Lineage: Eukaryota; Viridiplantae; Streptophyta; Magnoliopsida; Gentianales; Rubiaceae. The transcript is spliced from 5 exons.